Messenger RNA from Myxocyprinus asiaticus (Chinese sucker), 1801 nucleotides. Its product is annotated as DNA-binding protein RFXANK-like. Gene Ontology annotation, biological process: regulation of transcription by RNA polymerase II. Gene Ontology annotation, cellular component: nucleus. The record is from RefSeq and is a predicted model, not a curated record. NCBI's taxonomy places the organism in Eukaryota, Metazoa, Chordata, Actinopteri, Cypriniformes, Catostomidae. Gene Ontology annotation, molecular function: protein binding. Bases 171 to 782 code for a protein of 203 amino acids. The transcript is spliced from 8 exons.
AAACACAUUCAUGUAUCCUAUUUCAGUUUCACUUUUACAAACGAAUCAGGAAAUAAAAGCAUCAUAUACGAUCUUACAAGCCCGUCAUGUGUAAUUAAAAGAGCACGGUAGUGUUCAAGAAAUCUGGGAGCAAAAAUAGUAGGGAAUCGAAGGUGAAAUGCUCAGUGAUUAUGGAAAACAGACUUGACGAGACUGCUGCAAACCAUUCGACCACUCUGACUAAUAAACAGCGCGGGAAUGAGGUCACAGUCCGACCCGCCACUUUAGAUAAUCUCUCAAUUCAUCAGCUGGCAGCCCAUGGAGAGAUUUCACAAGUGGAGACACAUCUAGACAAAGACGACUCUGCAUUAAACAGUCAAGAUGAGCGAGGUUUCACCCCAUUGAUGUGGGCCGCUGCAUUUGGAGAAAUAAUGAUGGUGGAGUUUCUCCUACAGAAGGGAGCCAAUCCGAAAACACUAGCUCGGGAACGAGAGAGUGCCCUGUCUUUAGCCAGUGCUGGGGGAUUUGCAGAUAUUGUUAAUGUUCUCCUAAAAUAUGAUGUUGACAUUGACUCCUAUGACUGGAAUGGUGGGACCCCUCUUCUUUAUGCAGUUCGUGGUAAUCACAUGAAAUGCGUUGAAGCUCUCUUAAGAUAUGGGGCAGAUAUUACGUUUGAGGCAGACUCUGGAUAUAGCCCUGUAGCUCUUGCUGUUGCUCUGGGUCACAAAAAAGUGCAAAAACUUCUUGAGGAACACAUUCUGAAACUGUUUCGUGGACCAGUUUCAGCAUUAGAGAGCACAUGAAGCACAGGACUGCUCUUUAAUAACCCUUGUUUUACCCUAAUCUUGAAUACUUUAUCACUGUAAAGAUCAGUUUUUAUACUUUUUAAAUAAAAAAUAACUUGUAAACAUGACACAAUCAGUGUUGACCUGAAAAAGCUUGUGAAUACAAUCAUAAACCAUCACAAGGGGUCAUUCAGAACCACUGUAGUACAAAAUAAAUUAGAUGUGAUGAUCAAAUGUAACGUCAUUAGGUGGGAAUAAAUUCCAUGUCCAGAGGUGAACACAAUCUCUCCAUAACCAAGCGAAAAAAGUUGGUUGACAUUCACUCCUCCUUCCUUUCAAUACUUUUCUCAAAACAUUACAAAACCUUUUCCCUCAGGAUAUCCAAAGUAUAAACCAUUAUUCUUCCCAAAAUGUCAGCAUUGUUUUCAAACACUGUUUUAAGCCUCUGCACCAAAGGGGCAUAUUGAAUGGGAAAACUGUGGGUGAAGAAUCAAGGAUUUGAUAAGCUUGGGAUAAAUGAAAGACAUGCACACUUUGGCUAUCGACCAGGAAUAAAGAGAAAGCAAAGUAGACCAUUGUAAUGAAAAUGCUCAUUGACUUUGAUAUUAUGUGUUAUGAUAAGAAUUCCAUAUUAAAGAAAAGAUUGCCGGUAGCGGAAAUUAGAUGAAUAUUUUCAACUUCAGCAGAAGCAUGUGAUAGGAUAUUUGUAGACAGUUGUUGUCCUCUGGAUAGAAAUCUAAAAUAUGUUUAAGAGCCUCUUCUUUGGCACCUCCUGUAGAAGAAUAUGAAGUAUUUAUUUAAAUGCUCUUAUUCACAUGAUAAGAAAUACAUUAUGUGUGUGUGAUUUAACCUGUUGUUUAAUGUGCAUAGAUGUACAAUUAUAAUAGAAUGCAACAGUGACAACCCACUUUGUAGGUGUCUUGGGUUCCUGAAGUAUUUUCCCCUAAUAUUUUUCUCCAAGGCAUUAAAAAAAUAAAUAAAAAUAAUCAGAAUUCUAAGAAUAGCCAUCCAGUCCAGAGAUCAAUCAUACCAUUGCA